Molecule: messenger RNA, 876 nt
Organism: Enterobius vermicularis (human pinworm)
Lineage: Eukaryota; Metazoa; Nematoda; Chromadorea; Rhabditida; Oxyuridae
Source: the annotation of a GenBank genome assembly
AUGAUUAAAGACCGGCUGAGCGCGCUGAAAGCGGCGCGGUCAGAAGAUGAGCCUGCCGACGAUGAUUUGGAAGGUUUGGAGGGAGUACAGGGGCAGUAUAUGGAGGAGUUUUUUGAACAGGUUGAAGAAAUCCGUGGUAGUGUAGAUCUGAUUGCUUCCAAUGUGGAAGAGGUGAAGAAAAAGCAUUCUGCCAUAUUAUCUAAUCCCGUGAAUGAUCCGAAAACCAAAGAAGAACUAGAUGAGUUGAUGGCCAACAUUAAGAAAACUGCUAACAAAGUGAGAGGGAAACUGAAACUGAUAGAAAACAGUAUCGAACAUGAUGAAGGGGGAGGGCUUUCUUCCGCAGACUUACGUAUUCGGAAAACACAACAUGCUAGUUUGUCGCGGAAGUUUGUUGAAGUUAUGACUGAUUACAAUAAAACGCAAACGGAUUAUCGUGAGCGAUGCAAAGGACGAAUCCAAAGGCAAUUGGAUAUUGCAGGGAAGAAGGUUGAUGAUGAGGACCUGGAAGAAAUGAUCGAAUCGGGAAACCCUGGUGUAUUUACUCAAGGCAUUAUCACAGACACGCAGCAGGCUAGACAAACCCUUGCAGAUAUUGAAGCUAGGCACAACGAUAUUAUGAAAUUGGAAUCAAGCAUAAGGGAGCUUCAUGACAUGUUUAUGGAUAUGGCAAUGCUUGUGGAAUCUCAGGGUGAAAUGGUUGACCGUAUAGAAUAUAACGUAGAACACGCGAAAGAAUUUGUUGAUCGUGCCGUUGCUGACACAAAAAAAGCUGUGCAAUAUCAGAGCAAAGCAAGACGGGUUAGCUCAAUUAGUCUUUAUUAUUUUUGUUCUUUUGAGUUACAAGGAGCGGUAAGAUAUCUUAUUGAAGAAUGA